Molecule: messenger RNA, 1890 nt
Organism: Hyposmocoma kahamanoa
Lineage: Eukaryota; Metazoa; Arthropoda; Insecta; Lepidoptera; Cosmopterigidae
Exons: 7
Coding region: 1-1428 (475 amino acids)
Molecular function (GO): DNA binding
Source: RefSeq, a predicted model, not a curated record
AUGCGCCCGCUAACGCACUGUCAACCGCAUACUUUGUCGCAUUACGAGUGGAACAGUGGUGGACGUGCCGUGGUCAAUUCGAAGGUGGUGGGACUGCAAAGGGAGCCUAAAGUGGGUACUGUAGUCACCAUCCCUGGGCCAGAAGGAGACAGGAAACCGGGGACGAUUAUUGGCAAUUCUCGUGAUCGCGAUAUUCUAGAGCAACAGGUAACUCCGAGAGUGUAUGACGAUGCACCACAGGCCGGGCCCAGUGGCGAACCUGGUUCGGGACCGACCGAGGAGCCCGGUGAUUUUUCCGCUAGUGGCUCUGAUGACUGGGCCCCCAGUGGUGCUGAACAAGAGUCCUCAGAAGAUGACGACGAUGAAGAGGUAGAAAGCAAGAGAUCAAAAAUGGACAGAUACAAAAGAGCGUACGGUAAUAGACGUUGCAGUAAAAUUCUUAAACCGAGUCACAGAGCCGAUGCUAUUAACAAAAUCAUACUCAAUAAUCGUAAAAGAACUAUGGAAACGCGGAAAAGUCUGAACGCUAUUAGUAAAAAUGACAAAAAAUCUCUACCAGAUUCUACAAGAAAGAACAAUAGCCCUUUACCUACUUCAACAUUUUUCUCUAAGAAAGAAAUGAUUGACAUAGAUAACAGAUUUAAAAAGCUUUUUAGAGCUUUAAAAGCCAUGAAAGUGGCUUUGCUGGAUAACAGCACCAAUGUUACUAAUACAAACAAUAAAAUUACAAUGAAUAAUGUCACGAAACCCGGUCUACAUAAACUAUCUCCUAACAAUUCACAAAAAGUAACGCCCAGGAUUGUUAAAGUCGAAAAAGCCGAAUUAAACAAUGUAGUAAACAAUGAAAUGGAUGUCCAGAACGAUGACAAUGACGACGAAUACUUGUUUCAUAGUGACGAUUCACGCCGAUCAGAAGAUAAUGUAUUAAUUACGAACAAAUACAAUACUUCUAGAGUAAUAACCAGUAAGAAAGUACUUACAGAAGAACAGAAAAUUACAAAACAGAAAAAAGCUUUAGACCAAAAGGAUGAGUGGAUACCAAUAGGAAGUGGACAGACACUAAUACACAGAGAUCAAUACAGAAGUGUGAAUUGGAAAACAUACACCGUAGCUACAAGAACUUUGCUGAUGGCAGUAUUUCCAAGAAAGGUCUUAGCUACACACUCCCUAACAGGAAAGCCUUCCCCAGCGUUCAUGAACAAACCAGCGAAAAUGCUCCUCAACCCGAAAAUAGUAUCUGAUAUCGUCAUUGAAGUGGCGGACAGAUUUCACGUGAAAGACAACCUUGUCAGAACGGUAAUCACAACAAAAUGUGCAGACGAAAGUAAAAUGUACAGAAUGAGAAUGAAGAGGAGGACUUUGCCACCAAAUGAGGACCAAGAAAACGUGUCGCCGAAGCAACAGAGGGAUCCUAACCAUACACUUUAGAUCAAUAGAAAUUGUACCUUAAAUAUGCACGACGGUGCAUACCUAUUAAAUGUUGUUAGGUUAUUGGUUAAGGAUGUAUCGGAAUUUAAUACUCGUGAUGUUUAUAAUUAUCGAUUUAUAAACAUACUGAAGAAUAUUUUACCGAUAUUGAGCAAUUUGUUAGUAGACUGGCCCUGAAAGCUAAAAAACUCGUUGAUCAUACGGUUUGCUGAUAAAGCUUUGUACCUACUAUGUAUAUCAAGUCCCAACGGCUGGUCAUAAUUUACAUUUGGCCCGAGGCAUAUUGGAGUAAAGUUUUAUGGAAAAUGUUGUAAUUUCAAAGAAAUAUUAAAGAACCAUUUACGAACAUUUCUCGACAUAAUUAUUACAUAAAGCACUUUUCGUACCGGUUGUACCAGCUAAAAUAAUGAAAAAAACAGGAAGAUGUCAACCUUUUUUCAAUCUCAGAAGGUUUCGUCAGAC